This is a messenger RNA of Apodemus sylvaticus (European woodmouse), 1836 nucleotides long. RefSeq names its product NME/NM23 family member 7 (gene Nme7). The record is from RefSeq and is a predicted model, not a curated record. The transcript has 14 exons. Gene Ontology annotation, biological process: UTP biosynthetic process; CTP biosynthetic process; GTP biosynthetic process. Lineage: Eukaryota; Metazoa; Chordata; Mammalia; Rodentia; Muridae. Gene Ontology annotation, cellular component: centrosome. Gene Ontology annotation, molecular function: ATP binding; nucleoside diphosphate kinase activity. Bases 385 to 1572 code for a protein of 395 amino acids.
GGCAAAGACUGGAGGAAGGCGGGGCUUACGUUGCCAGAGUAACCGGAUCAUUGGUGGUGUUGUCUUCCUGUGUACAGAUAUGUAUUUCCUGUGCUGAGUUCCACAAAUUAUGCUUGCAGGCCCAUAUCAACAUGGUGCUGUCUCAACACUAACCUGCAUCUGAAUCUCCCUGAAUACUGGAGUCUGUUCUCCCACGCGGUGGAGUUCUGCCUUGUGUCUCCUACCACGACCGACCGCUUAGUAAUUGAUGUCUCCUGGCUCAGCUUCUAGUUCGUUGCAUACUUUCCAGAGCACUGUGUUUUAGCAGCAGCCAGCGGGCGCUGCAUCCAGGGCUGCAUCCGGCGCUGCAUCCUCGGAGCUGCAGGUGCUGCAUCCUUGGGCAGGAUGAAGGCUGCCCAGCAGGGAAGAAGCUGCAAUUUGGUUUCUCCAUAUCUUGCACCCAAGAAUCAGAGUGAGAGAUUUGCUUUCAUCGCAGAGUGGUAUGAUCCAAAUGCGUCACUGCUCCGGCGUUACGAGCUUCUGUUUUACCCUGUAGACGGAUCUGUUGAAAUGCAUGAUGUGAAGAACCGUCGCACCUUCUUAAAGCGGACCAAGUACGAGGACCUGCACCUGGAAGAUUUGUUUAUCGGCAACAAAGUCAACGUGUUCUCCCGACAGCUGGUGCUGAUUGACUAUGGGGACCAGUAUACAGCGCGUCAGCUGGGCAGUAGGAAGGAGAAAACUUUAGCCCUGAUCAAACCAGAUGCAGUGUCAAAGGCUGGAGAAAUCAUUGAGAUGAUAAACAAAAGUGGAUUUACUAUAACCAAACUCCGAAUGAUGACGCUGUCAAGGAAAGAAGCAACAGACUUUCAUGUGGACCACCACUCAAGACCGUUUUAUAACGAACUGAUCCAGUUUAUCACAAGUGGGCCUGUUAUUGCCAUGGAGAUCUUAAGAGAUGACGCAAUAUGUGAGUGGAAAAGAUUGCUUGGACCUGCAAACUCUGGGCUAUCUCGGUCAGAUGCCCCUGGAAGCGUCCGAGCCCUCUUUGGGACAGAUGGCAUAAGAAAUGCAGCUCACGGCCCUGAUACUUUUGCGUCUGCUGCCAGAGAAAUGGAAUUAUUUUUUCCUUCAAGCGGAGGCUGUGGACCAGCAAACACGGCUAAAUUUACCAAUUGUACCUGCUGCAUCAUUAAGCCGCAUGCUAUCAAUGAAGGACUGUUGGGAAAGAUUUUAAUAGCUAUUCGAGAUGCAUGCUUUGAAAUGUCAGCAAUACAGAUGUUCAAUAUGGAUCGGGCGAAUGUUGAAGAAUUCUAUGAAGUCUAUAAAGGCGUAGUGUCUGAGUAUAGUGAUAUGGUGACAGAGCUAUGCUCCGGCCCUUGCGUAGCAAUAGAAAUCCAGCAGAGCAACCCGACGAAGACAUUUCGAGAAUUCUGUGGACCUGCUGAUCCUGAAAUCGCCCGGCAUUUACGACCUGAGACCCUCAGGGCAAUUUUUGGUAAAACCAAGGUUCAGAAUGCUGUUCAUUGUACAGACCUGCCAGAGGAUGGGCUCCUGGAGGUCCAGUAUUUCUUCAAGAUCUUGGAUAAUUAGCCGCACAGAGUGAAAGCGACACAGACUGAGACGCUCAGACAAGUGAGGCACACACGUGAGGAAUGUGUUCAUUCUUUUAUUGUCCGUUGUGUUAACCUGACCGACACAAGAUCAACAAGAGCACUGUACUCCUGGCAUUAUUACAUAUGCUAGAACAUGGAUUUGCACUGUAGACAACAUUUAACACCAGUCUAUGGGGUACUGCAUUGCUUUUUAUAAAGUUCAAAAUAAAGAUUUUUAUUUUCAAACAAGUGACUUUGGUUU